AUGGCAAUCCUACCUGAUAUUCCCGGCCUGAAGGUCGAGGUAAAGGUGAACCGCGAGCCACUCGAGGAGUUUCGCAAUGAGGAUGAACCAGACACUUCAAACACUGUUACACGAUACGUUGAGGCAACUUCAGGCGCUAAUUUCACUGUCCAAAUCACCUACGACGAAGCACUUGAUCCAAAGUACAAGGAUUGGGACAUCUCUUCGGCUCUUUUCCUUGAUGGCCAGCGAGCCGACAAAUGUACUACCCGGAGAGAGAAAUGGAGACACGACGGACAGUCGACGGUCACUUUCACCGGAGUGCGCGGUUUUGAGAAUGGAAAAUAUUGCCUCCGGAAGAUGGCCUUUUCGCAAGUCAACAUCGGUACAUCUGACUGCUUUCUUGUGAAAUUCCGAAUAGAUGACAAUGAUCAGAUCCCGUCUUCAACUGCGCAAGUUGAAGCAUUUCGGUCUCUGGGCGAGAUUGAGGUUACUUUCCGGCGGAGCAAAGUGCUGCCGGAAUCUUACCCCAGCUCAAAGAGAAUGUCGAACUACCAGAACUUCAACAUUAUGGACAGCAUUCCGGAGAAGAAGCUCAAAGGACGGGCAAUCAGCCACCAGGUGGAUCUUGGUGAGGCGCAACCGCUCGAGUACCACGGCACCAGCUGGUCCACCUCUACGAAGAUUGACGAUAAGCCUUUCGCUACAUUCGUAUUCCGCUACCGCUCCAGGAAUGCACUGAAGGCAGAGUGCAUCAUCUCGAGGACCGUUUCGCCCGAGCCGCUUGAGGAUCGUCCAGUCGAGGCUUUGACAGCGGAUGAAGCCCGCGAGCUCGUUCGACGCCUCAGAGACCGGAGAAGAUCAAGCCAGACUCUGCAGCCGGAAGUCAAGCAGGAAGUCAAACAGGAGUCUGAUCAGAACAAGCGUCUUAGUGACGUCAAUAUCAUCGAUCUGGGAAGCGAUGACUCUGAAAUCGAGAUCACCGAUGUGCGUCCGAAAAAGCGUCAGCGCACAUCCGGACCCCCGGAAGUCAUCGACUUGAGCAGCGAUUGA
Molecule: messenger RNA, 1032 nt
Organism: Lasiodiplodia theobromae
Lineage: Eukaryota; Fungi; Ascomycota; Dothideomycetes; Botryosphaeriales; Botryosphaeriaceae
Exons: 4
Coding region: 1-1032 (343 amino acids)
Source: RefSeq, a predicted model, not a curated record